This is a messenger RNA of Scleropages formosus (Asian bonytongue), 4046 nucleotides long. It is a transcript of the gene rapgef4a, whose product is annotated as Rap guanine nucleotide exchange factor 4a. Gene Ontology annotation, biological process: Ras protein signal transduction. The record is from RefSeq and is a predicted model, not a curated record. Bases 1 to 3096 code for a protein of 1031 amino acids. The transcript has 30 exons. Gene Ontology annotation, cellular component: plasma membrane. Gene Ontology annotation, molecular function: guanyl-nucleotide exchange factor activity. Lineage: Eukaryota; Metazoa; Chordata; Actinopteri; Osteoglossiformes; Osteoglossidae.
AUGAUCUCUGCGAAGAUGGUGGCGGCUCACACGGCAGCGCACUCUUCUGCGGCCGCCGAGUGGAUCGUGUGCCUCGACAAGAGGCCUUCAGAACGAUCUGGAGAAGAUGUGGACAUCAUACUUGCUCGUCUAAAGGACGUCAAGGCGUUUGAGAAGUUCCAUCCAAACCUUCUUCAGCAAAUCUGCCUGUGUGGAUUCUACGAGUACCUGGAUAAGGGGGUUACCUUGUAUCGUCAGGGAGACAUUGGAACGAGCUGGUACGCGGUUCUUUCCGGUUCUCUCGAUGUGAAGGUGUCCGAGACGGCAAACCAUCAGGAUGCCGUGACGAUCUGCACGCUGGGGAUUGGGACGGCGUUCGGCGAGUCCAUCCUGGACAACACGCCUCGACAUGCGACCAUCGUCACCCGUGAGUGCAGCGAACUCCUCCGGGUCGAGCAGAGGGAGUUCAAGACCCUCUGGGAGAAGUACCGUCAGUGCAUGGCUGGACUCCUAGCCCCACCAUAUGGAGUUAUGGAAAGUGGGCUCAACAGUGACAGAAUGCCAGAUAAAGAGAAUAUGAAUAAGAGUGUUAUAGGGUCAUUGCCUAACAAGGCCCGCUGGCGCCGUUCGGCACUCAUGUCCUCCUCCAACCCCUCGGGGUCUCUACCGCAGGUUCCCUCAGAAAAGGUCAUGAGGGCGGGAAAGGUGCUACGUCACGCGAUCCUCUCCAAGGCGCCGCACAUGAUCCGAGACAGGAAGUUUCACCUCAAGACGUACAGGCAGUGCUGCGUGGGCACCGAGCUGGUGGACUGGCUGUCCCAGCAGAGCCCCUCUGUCCACUCGCGCGUGCAGGCCGUGGGCAUGUGGCAGGUGCUGCUGGAGGAAGGCGUCCUCAACCACGUUGACCAGGAGCUCAACUUCCAGGACAAGUACCUGUUUUACCGCUUCCUGGACGACGAGCAGGAGGACGCGCCUCCGCCCAACGAGGAGGAGGAGAAGAAGGAGGGCGAGGAGGAGCUGCAAGACACCCUCUUACUCCUCUCCCAGUCGGGUCCUGAUGCCCACAUGCGAAUGAUCCUACGGAAACUGCCUGGCCAGAGAACAUUGGAUGAUUUAGAAAUUAUAUAUGAAGAGCUUCUCCACAUACAGGCGUUGUCGCACCUGUCUACGUCCGUGAAACGCGAACUGGCCGGGGUGCUCAUCUUUGAAGCUCAUGCCAAAGCGGGAACAGUGUUGUUUAAUCAGGGUGAAGAGGGGACCUCGUGGUACAUCAUCCUGAAGGGCUCUGUCAACGUUGUCAUAUAUGGCAAGGGUGUCGUGUGCACCCUGCAUGAGGGCGAUGACUUCGGGAAGCUGGCCCUGGUGAAUGAUGCUCCGCGCGCCGCCUCCAUUGUCCUGCGGGAGGACAACUGCCACUUCCUGCGGGUAGACAAAGAAGACUUCAACCGCAUCCUGAGGGAUGUAGAGGCUAAUACAGUGCGUCUGAAAGAGCAUCAACAGGAUGUUCUGGUCCUGGAGAAGAGUCCAAGCAGUGGUCGCACCUCUAACCAGAGCGGCACAUCCUCCCACUACAAAUACAAUGUGAUGUCAGGAACCCCAGAGAAGAUUCUGGAACAUUUCCUCGAAACCAUGCGGCUGGAUUCACACUUCGCCGAAUCAGACCCGGCGCUGGACGACUUUGUGCUCAUGCACUGCGUGUUCUUCCCUUGCAGCAAGCUGUGCCCCGUGCUCAUGGCUCACUACAAUGCCCGGGCAUCCCAGGGCUCGGAGCAGGAGAGGCUCGACUUUGCCCUCAACAACAAGCGGCGGGUGGUGCGCUUGGUGUUGCGCUGGGUCUCUGUGCACGGGGCCCAUCUCCAGGAGGAGGAGGCCUCGCUGGCUUUCCUCGAGGAGCUCUACAUGUCGGUGUCCGACGAUUCCAGGGUGAUCCCAGCCCUGAAGGAGCAGCUCCCAGAAGUGGAGAAGGUUGUCAAGCACUACUCAGAUGAUGCCAAAUCACCACAAAAAAAGCAGAAAGUGCUACUGCGGCAGUUCAGUGUGGGGGAGGAGAGGCUGCAGAAGCAGCAGCCAAUCAGGAGCAGCGAUGAAAUCCUGCUGAAAGUGUACUGCUUGGAUCACACUUACACCACGAUUCGGGUGCCGAUGGUGGCCGCGACGCAGGACGUGAUCGCCGGUGCCGCGGACAAACUGGGGUCGGCGGAGGACCUGCUGCUGGUUGCGCUCAGCUCGGCCGGAGACAAGGUGCUGUUGAAGCCCAACGACAUUUCAUUCUUUUUCACCCUUGGCAUCAACGGACGCCUGUUUGUGUGCCCAAGGGACCAGCUGGAUUCACUGACUCCACUACCAGAGCAAGAAGGACCCACCACUGGCUCCAUUGCAAGCCUUGAGCUGAUGAGUUCCAGAGACUUGGCGUACCACAUGACCGUCUACGACUGGGAGCUCUUCAACUGUGUGCAUGAGCACGAGCUCAUAUUCCACACAUUCGGACGGCAGAACUUCAGGAAGACCACAGCCAACCUGGACCUGUUUCUCCGGCGAUUCAACGAGCUUCAGCUAUGGGUCAUCACUGAAGUGUGCCUAUGUGGCCAGCUGAGCAAGAGGGUGCAGCUGCUCAAGAAGUUCAUCAAGAUUGCCGCUCACUGCAAGGAGUACAAGAACCUGAACUCCUUCUUUGCCAUCAUCAUGGGGAUGAGCAACCCUGCUGUAAGCAGACUGAGCCAGACAUGGGAGAGACUUCCCAGCAAGUUCAAGAAGUUUUUUGCGGAGUUUGAAAGUUUAAUGGACCCUUCCCGCAACCAUCGGGCUUACAGGCUCACAGUGGCCAAGCUGGACCCUCCCAUAAUCCCUUUCAUGCCACUCCUCAUUAAAGAUAUGACAUUUACCCAUGAAGGAAACAAGACAUUUAUUGACAGUUUGGUCAAUUUUGAAAAAAUGCGAAUGAUUGCCAAAACAGUCAGGAUAGUGAGGUACUGCCGAAGCCAGCCAUUCAAUCUAGAGGCUAACCAGGCUAGCAAGAAUCACCAGGAGGUGCGGAGCUAUGUGCGGCAGCUGAAUGUGAUUGACAACCAGAGGACCCUAUCGCAGCUCUCCCAUAAACUGGAGCCUCGCAGGACUUAGUGCACCGCAAGAAAUAGCACAACUUUCCUGGUGCUGCUCCGCUGUGCUUUGAGUGUGACUCACUGAUGCCACCCUUCUCCCGUCUCUGUGGCCACAAACAACCCUGGAUGCUCCAGGCCUUCCGCUGUGACCCAACCUGGCAACCCUGUCCAUGAUUUGCAUCUCCCAAAGACAUUGUUGUUCCAGCGUGUAGAAUGAAGUCUACAAUGGCCUCGCUGUUAUUUGGAAACUUAGUUGCAAACGUGAAGGGAUCGCCCUGGGCUUCUCCGGAAAAUAUCCCGAAAUACUGUAUUCAAAUCAAUCAUAUUGUCUUGUCAAAUAGUACAUUUUAACGUAAAGGAAUAUUAUGAAAACGUACCAAUGGUAUGACAGCUUCCUACCAUGCCAAAUAAAUGAUAACAGUUGUCCCAUCGUUUGAUUUUCUACAUCUGGAGGAGUGCGGGGAUGAGAAUAACAGUAACUCAAUAUAUUAGCAAAAUAACAUAAGCUGGUCUAUUGGCUUAUUGAUUAAUUGGCGACAUUUUCAUAACAUGACCUCACAAGGAGUUUUUCCUGAAAUGUGGGUGAAACUGCAGAAACUGAAUCUAAGAAGGGUUUUGUACCGACGUUACUACAGUAUGGCAGUGUUGGUUCACGCUUUCUCCUGUAUGGUGGAGCAAAUUAAACCAGUUGUGUUGUGCCUGUGGUUGUUGCUCACUGCAGCGCUAGCUGCCAUCUCUAUGAUUUUCUUCAUCGGGUUAUUGUGUACAAACAUUUUGAUUUCCAUGGCCAUCAUCCCAAAUCGAUUCAUGAUGCCGGACUCGGUUUAAGGAACUCCCCUUUAAACAAGGAGUUUGCUGAAAGCACAUGGCUCAAAGUGUGUCUAUGGUAUCUGUGGGUUACACAUGUUGCCAGUUUGUAAUUUUAUUGUACGUGUACUGUGUAAAUAUAAACAUAUUAAAUGUACUUGU